AUGCUUGGCUGGUUUAAUACUAUAAAAGAAAAGUCUAAAGAAGUUGUAUAGCUAUAUAAAAAUGAGCUUUCAAAUAUGGUUUAUUAGCUGGAUGAUGAUAUAAAAACAUUGAAAACUAACAUCAAAAAUAACAAAGAAGAAUAAUCAGAAAAAUAAGUAGAGCAGGAAAUGAGUUGUAUUAAAAGCGAAGAAAAAUUAAAUAAUGAUUAAGAAAUAUUAUAGUAAAAAAGAAAUGCUGUCGUAAGCCUUCUUAUUUUGUUAAAAGAAUAUGAAAAUAGUAUUUAGAAUAAUGAAGAUAACAUUGAGUUUUUAAAUGAGCAGAUUGAAUUUAUAGAAAAUAGCUUAUAAAGUUAUUUCGCUAAAGAUCCUAAAUAGCUUAUAAUGAUAGAGAGAGAUGAUUUCACAAACUUUCAUGUCUUUGAAGAUACAGCAAAUAUUUAGCAACAAAUUUAAAAGCUAGCUUAAACUGGUGCAAUAAAAAAUCUUCCUGCAGAUACACAAAUAUAAAAGAGAGUAUUAUAUUUUUUAAUUUAUUAGUUACAUGAAAAAAUACAAUACUCGAUCGAGCAAUAAUAACAAUCUCUUAAUGAUGUAAAGUAGUAAAUAAAUAAUCAAGCUUAAAUUGGUGAAUAAGAAGAAAGCAAUUAGUAAUUCUUAAAUGAAGAUCCUAACAUUAUAUCACAAGAUUCAAUUGAAGAAUAAGAAGAGGGAAGCAAUACAAAAAUACAAAAAAGAAAAUCUAGUUAAUAAAAGAGUAAUCAAGAUGAAGAUAACUGGGAAAUUGAUGAAAAAAUGAUAGUAAUAUGA
Messenger RNA from Tetrahymena thermophila SB210, 807 nucleotides. RefSeq lists its product as hypothetical. The transcript has 3 exons. NCBI's taxonomy places the organism in Eukaryota, Ciliophora, Oligohymenophorea, Hymenostomatida, Tetrahymenidae. The record is from RefSeq and is a predicted model, not a curated record.